This is a messenger RNA of Doryrhamphus excisus (bluestripe pipefish), 2986 nucleotides long. The record is from RefSeq and is a predicted model, not a curated record. Lineage: Eukaryota; Metazoa; Chordata; Actinopteri; Syngnathiformes; Syngnathidae.
GUUUUAUGUCUUUUAAAAAAAAAAAAAUUUUUUAGUAAAAUGUUGCCUGUUUAUUUAAUAUUUAGUGUUUUCUAUUCUUUAGUAAUCCGGAAACCCGUCAACUCAGAGUGGCAAAUUUGGGGAAGGAAAUGGUUUCCUACUGGAAGUUAAAUGUGACCAUAGUAGCAGCCAAAAUACACACGUCCAACGACUUCUUUUCAGAAUCAGAUUGCUACGUGUCGCUUUCUCUGCCGACGGCAGCAGCAAGUGAAUACAACACGGCCAUCAUCCACAACAGUGACAACCCAGAGUGGAAUGAAACGUUCAGCUUCAGGGUCCCCUCCCAUCUGAAAAACGUUUUGGAGAUCAACCUACAUGACCGGGACCCUGUUUCAUCUGAUGACCUGAUUUCAAGUGUCCUCUUUGACCUCGGCAAUCUCUCAUUAGGGAAGAAGGAAGCCAUGACGUUCGCUUUAGAUCCCAAGUCAGCAGACCACAUUUUAAUAGAGCUUGAGAUGAUCCAGAGUGAGGAACCCCCUGGUGAAUAUGUCACCAAUGGAGUCCUUCUGGCUGCCCCAUUCUCUGUUUUGGACGUCAGUGUUGACAAGCUACUAAACAAUUAUGAUUUCCUGGGCAAAGCGAUAACGCUAAAGGGUGCCAGUCCUGAAAAUCAGCGCCUGUUGACGAAGGAGGUCACCAAGCUGCGUUUCUACAUGAACAGGGACUUGGCCACGGAACUUGCAGUGGUUGCUGAUGACCUUACGGUGACCGAAGGUUCGGUGAGGCUUCAGCCGCUUCCACCAGAACACACUAGCAACGUGUCCCUGCUCAUUGAUCAGGACACAGUGGACUUAAAUAUUGAGACACAUGAAAGUGUGGACAACCCUCUGGCAGUGCGUAUGGAUUUUGACAUCCCGCAGCAAGAGAAAGAAUAUCUGAAGAAGAGGAAAAUUAUUGUGAGGCAAAAUAUGCAAAAUCUUUUUGGUCUGGACUCUCCGCCAUCACCCAACAAGGUGCCAACUAUUGCUCUGGUGGGUUCAGGAGGAGGAACCAGAGCGAUGACAGGACUGCUUGGUAGUUUGAAGAGCCUGAAGGACUUAAACAUCCUGGACAUUGUCUCCUACAUCACGGGAGUGUCUGGAUCCACUUGGGCUAUGUCUGCAUUGUACCAAGGAUCACACUGGUCCCAACGCAGCAUAGAUGGAACCGUCACUCAAAUCAAGAAAGAGAUCGGUAAGGACUUCGCCAGUCUCUUCACGUCGGAGAAACUGCAAUAUUACAGCCAAGAGAUAGAAGAAAAGAUAAACGAAGGGCACAUCCCAUCCCAAACCGACAUGGCUGCCCUCAUAUAUGAACAAGCGGUCUUUGGGAAGAAAUUGAGCAGUACCCUCUCUGAUCAGCGAGGGGCAGUACAUGAAGGCCAAAACCCCUUACCCGUAUACACGGCUGUCAAUAUGAAGGACAAGGCAGGCUGUGAAUCUGAAGCUGAGUGGUGUGAGUUCACGCCUUACGAGGUUGGCUUCCAAAAGUACGGAAUAUACGUCAACACUGAAGACUUUGGCAGUCAGUUCCUCCUCGGUCAUCCCAUCAAAAAACUCCCAGAAGUCCGUAUCCCUUAUCUGAUUGGCAUCUGGAGCAGCUUCUUUUCUGUCAACGUGGCUCAAAUAUUAAUGCAAGACCCUCACCUGGACCAUAACUGGGAGGCCUGGUUUGGACCCGAGAUCAGCAACACAGAAAGUGACGGUGAACCUUCCACUGUUGAUACACGCCUUGUAGAUCCGUCCACACACGUCUCCAAAAUCAUCAGCGAUUUCUUGAGUAACCGUCCAGUUGUUUCUACAGUUUACAAUUUCAUGCAUGGUCUCUUCCUGCACUCAAAGUACAACACACACGCCAACUUCAAAGCCUGGAAAGAAGCACACCCGGAUGCGUUUCCCAACACCCUGACGCCCCGCGACUCCACUUUGCACCUUGUUGAUUCCGCUCUUGCGAUUAAUAUCGGCCUUGCUCCCGUCCUGCGUCCAGAACGAGAGGUGGAUAUCAUCAUAUGCCUUGAUUAUUCCUGGAAUCCAGACGACAUCCUCAUGGCCAUAAAGCAGACAGCUACUUACUGCGAGGACCAUAAGCUAGCCUUCCCUCGUGUGGAUUUUGCCCGACUGGAUGCAGAACCUCAGAAGGAGGUCUACGUCUUCGAGGAUGAAGAGAAUCCCAAGGCGCCAAUCGUCAUUCUCUUCCCGCUUGUCAACAUUUCAUUCAAGCACUUCAAACAACCAGGUGUGAAGCGUGAGACGGAGGAGGAAAUGAAAGCCGGCGAGGUGAACGUGAGCACCAGCACGUCACCGUUCACCACCGACCAAAUGAUUUACUCGGAGGAGAAUUUCGAGGCGUUGAUGAGCCUGACAUCCUAUAAUAUUGCUAACAACAAGGGAAGCAUACUUGAAGCGGUGGACAAGGUGUUCAAGGCUAAGAUGGCAUCAGAGAUGGAGAAAUAAGUCCUGGAAGAAUGCUAGCGCUUUUAAAUACUGCGAUGUCUUAGUCCACCAUCAGCUUGAGUUGUACUUUGCUUAAACACGCUUUCUCAUGCCUUUUUUUAAACACAUAAUCAUUAAUAAUGAGCAUACUAGCCAAUCAUUACUGUUGUAUUAUUAUUAUUAUUAUUAUUAUUAUUAUAAUGAGACCACUACACUGCUUAGUUAUCAAUGUCCAUUUCAAAGGAGCAGAUACCACAUGUAUGCUAUACAUGUAUACCAUACAUGUGGUAUACAUGUAUACCGCAUGUAUACUUAAUGGCCAGCCAUGUAACUUAUGUUGAUUUUAGGUCGUAUUGGUGAUGGUAAUGGUAAUGGUAUUGGUAAUGGUAAUGGUUUUAUUUCAUUUUACAAUUGAGUGCAUCCCAUAAUCAGUUCCCAGUUCGACAUGUCCAAAAGGAGUAGGAAGAAGCAAAGCUUAUUAAAUCCUACCCCUCCAUCUGGUACUUUUACAAUCACUAACUGUUACAUUUGUUCAC